AUGGCUGACUGGAAAAGACGUGAUCAUCUGCAUAAACUUUGUGCAAGCAAAUAUCUACAAGAAUUAAAAAGCUUUCUGAAAGAUGAACCUGAAAAAGAAUUGCUUAUAAAUAUGCCCUGCUCUGGCCUCAGUGGUAAUACUUCACUCCACGAAGCUGUUCGGCUGAACAAUCAUAAUGCAUUGCAAGUUUUGCUAUCCUAUGGUGGAAAUGUUGAUGCACAGGCAAAAGGGGGAUAUACACCUCUUCACAUAUCAGCUGUACUUGGCUACAUGGAGUGCAUUAAAGUACUUCUGAAAUUUUCAGCGGACACCAGUUUAGCUGAUAACUUUGGUAAUACUCCAUACAAACUUGCAAAACAAACAAGGAAAAACAGAGCAGCUAGGCAUCUCAAAACAGAAGAAUUGAAACUUAUUGUCAUCCAGAAUAAACAAGAACCAGAGGAGUUCAAAGCUCUGAGAGAAAAUUUAGAUGCGUUGCAUUGA
Molecule: messenger RNA, 483 nt
Organism: Rhopilema esculentum
Lineage: Eukaryota; Metazoa; Cnidaria; Scyphozoa; Rhizostomeae; Rhizostomatidae
Source: RefSeq, a predicted model, not a curated record